CAUUGAGGAGAGGAAAGAUGGCAGCCGCGGCAGUGGCUGAGUUUCAAAGAGCCCAGUCUCUUCUCGGUACAGACCGGAAUGCGUCGAUUGAUAUUUUACAUUCAAUUGUAAAGCGUGACAUUCAGGAGAGCGAUGAGGAGGCGGUACGUGUCAAAGAACAGAGCAUUCUGGAACUGGGGGGUCUUCUGGCUAAGACGGGCCAGGCUGCAGAGCUGGGUGGCCUGUUGAAGUAUGUCCGUCCAUUCCUAAACUCCAUCAGCAAGGCUAAAGCAGCCAGGCUUGUGCGCUCUCUGCUGGACAUGUUCCUGGACAUGGAGGCAGCCACGGGCCAGGAGGUGGAUCUGUGUCUGGAGUGCAUAGAGUGGGCCAAGGCUGAGAAGAGAACCUUCCUCAGGCAGGCUCUAGAGGCACGUCUGAUCUCUUUGUACUAUGACACAAAGCAAUACCAGGAGGCUCUCCAGCUCGGCACCCAGCUGUUGCAGGAGCUGAAGAAGAUGGAUGACAAAGCUCUCCUGGUUGAGGUGCAGCUGCUGGAGAGUAAGACGUACCACGGCCUUAGUAACCUGCCUAAGGCCCGUGCCGCCCUCACCUCUGCCAGGACAACUGCCAACGCCAUUUACUGCCCGCCCAAACUGCAGGCUGCGCUUGACAUGCAGUCAGGGAUCAUUCACGCGGCCGAGGAGAAGGACUGGAAGACGGCCUACUCCUACUUCUACGAGGCCUUUGAAGGAUACGACUCCAUCGACAGCCCCCGAGCCAUUACAUCACUCAAAUACAUGCUGCUCUGCAAAAUUAUGCUCAAUGUGCCAGAGGAUGUCCAGACUCUGACCAGUGGAAAGCUAGCCCUGCGGCACGCUGGGAGACAGACAGAUUCACUGAAGUGUGUGGCCCUAGCCAGCAAGAACAGGUCGUUGGCAGACUUUGAAAAGGCCCUGACAGAGUACAGAUCCGAACUGAGGGAUGACCCCAUAAUAAGCACACACUUGACAAAACUCUAUGACAACCUUCUGGAACAGAACCUCAUAAGGGUUAUUGAGCCUUUCUCAAGGGUCCAGAUGGAACACAUUUCCAGCCUCAUCAAACUCUCCAAGGGAGAUGUUGAGAGGAAACUGUCACAGAUGAUUCUUGACGAGAAGUUUCACGGUAUCUUGGACCAAGGCGAGGGUGUGCUGAUCAUCUUUGAAGAGCCCCUGGUAGACAAGACAUAUGAGGCUGCCCUGGAAACCAUUCAGAACAUGAGCAAAGUGGUGGACUCCCUCUACAACAAAGCCAAGAAGCUCACAUAGAGAGCCAACCACCUGCACCCAGCCCAGAGUGAGCUCAGCCUGUCUGUGGACCAGUCACUCUAGGUUAAGCGCAGGGCAUGACAGAGGUUUCUACGGACUUCCACAACCCAGCAAGCGAAGAAACCGACCGACCAACUGAGCGACCAACUAAAACACAAAUGGACAGGACUAGGCCGUAACCACACCACCAAGUUUGUCCCCCCCAAUGCCAAGUCUGUCCCCUAACUCCCUGCUUAAGAGCCCCUAUCGCCCUGACAGGCAUUGCUCUGAAAGAGCUUUCCCCACGGACAAUUACAGAUACACCUACACUCAUCACAGGUUUCAGUGUAACUGGGCAGCCUUUCUCUCACUGCUGAUCAAUCAGGGAAUCUUGUAUGAUAAUGCAGAUACAUAUACAUACAUGUAUGAUACAUAUAGAUUUCGAUCAGAUUAUAACUGGUAGGUGGGUUGACUGCCUAAAGAUUGGGUUCUCUUUGCCAACCCCUCUCCCCCCCCCGGCUCUGAAUAUGCUCAUGUUUUGUCAGAGAAGAACCUUUCUUCCCCUUCCAAUUAUACCAGCUCACCAGAAGAACAGUUUGUACAGCUGGCUGGCACCCCACCUCCCCCAUCCCCUUUUGAAGUGAACUGUGCCCAUUGACCCCCUUGACUUUGACACAGACACACACACAUUGAUGGCAUUCUGGUAAGGACAAGUGGACAGUGAAAUGUCCUACUGUCCAUGAACACACCACAGGAAGAUUAAACUGUCAUCAAGCUCUAAAGCUUGUGCAACACUUAUGAUCCCCUAUCCUUGUUUGUACAUAAUAUUGCCAAGCGCCUCUUUUCAUCUCUUGAGGCCUGUUAUAUUCACACGUUCCCCCCUUUUUUUUACAACGCUAAAAAGAGAAUCAAAAGGCCCCCACAGUGAGAGCUUAGUCACACAGUGCUUAUGUGAAUGAUUUGUUUCAAUGAAAUGUGACUGGGGGAAUGAGUUGUUUAUUAGAAUUGUAUUUAGAGAGGGGUUUGCUUGAAGAAAAAACUGUAAGGUUGGGAAAUGACAGUGGGGACUAGAGGGUUUCCUAUAUAUGACAUAGAGAAAGACAAGUGCUAAUAAAAAAACGUGAAAAAUA
Messenger RNA from Hypomesus transpacificus, 2395 nucleotides. RefSeq names its product 26S proteasome non-ATPase regulatory subunit 11A. Gene Ontology annotation, biological process: ubiquitin-dependent protein catabolic process. The coding region runs from base 18 to 1286 and encodes 422 amino acids. Lineage: Eukaryota; Metazoa; Chordata; Actinopteri; Osmeriformes; Osmeridae. The transcript has 13 exons. Gene Ontology annotation, molecular function: protein binding; structural molecule activity. Gene Ontology annotation, cellular component: proteasome regulatory particle, lid subcomplex. The record is from RefSeq and is a predicted model, not a curated record.